Molecule: messenger RNA, 2218 nt
Organism: Schistocerca piceifrons (Central American locust)
Lineage: Eukaryota; Metazoa; Arthropoda; Insecta; Orthoptera; Acrididae
Exons: 2
Coding region: 116-718 (200 amino acids)
Source: RefSeq, a predicted model, not a curated record
UUCGUUUAUCGUAUCAUAAUUGUUAUUAAGAUUCAUGUUACUUCUGAGUUCCGUACAUGAGAAGCUUACCCUAUGAUCUAUUAGGUAAAAGAUAUCUUAAUUUUACUGCACGAAUAUGGAUAGUAAAAAUGCGGAAAAUGUACAGAAAUCAAGUAAUGGAGAGCAAUCAGACCGUACAUCGGAAAGCGAAGAAUCUUAUUACAACCCAUACAGAGGGGGAGUAAUUCUAGAGACUUUCGUGUUUUUAUCAGCAGAAAAUGUUGUCUGGAAGCUGGUAAUCUGUGCAAGCUGCAUUAUAAUACAUAUCGUACAGCUAUAUGAUAUGUUUUUCUGGAACUAUCUUAAAUUAGAAAUAAGUUGGAAAGCCAUAAGAUGGCUGUGCGAUUUCGUAUAUUUAGUCGAUGUUGCAUCCGCCAUAUUACAUAGAAAGUUAAAGAAUAUAAGCAUGAGAAGCGACCAGAAACCCAGGAAAAUUGGCUGUUUUGUGUUGGAUUUUGUGAGUCUGAUACCGAUUGACUUUAUAUGUGGUAUAUCAGAGAGAGCGUAUACUGAUGAUUUAUACAAAGUCACUUUUCUUCAAAGAAGCCUACGUAUCUACAGGAUUGUCAUUUAUUUACAUGAUGCUGUCAUUCACCAUCUUGUAAAGUCACCAGAUGAUCAAAACCAGCUGCAAAAAGAUUUAGACAAAGAUCUGUAUGGUGCAGAAAGUGACAGUUAACUCUAAACAAUGGAAAAUGUGAUGAUAUCCACAUGAUUAUGAAAAGAAAUCCAAUAAAUUUUGGUUACACGAUAAAUCACCACAAAUCUAAAGGCUGCAAAUUCGACUAAAUACUUAGAGGUUACAGUUAUGAAUAACUUAAAUUGGAACAAAGACACAGAUAAUGUGGGUAAAGCAAACCACAGACUGUGAUUUAUCAGUAGAACACUUCAAAAAUACAACAUACAGACUAAACAGACUGUGUACACGUUGGUGUGUGAUGUGGGAUUCGCAUCAGUUGGGACUGAUGGAGGACACUGAAAAAGUUCAAAGAAGGAAAGCUCAUUUUGUAUUAUCACAAAAUAGGAGAGAGAAUGCAAUGAACAUGAUGCAUGAAUCGAGGUGGCAUUUAUUAAAACAAAGGUGUUUUUCAUUGUGGUAGAAUCUUCUCGUGACAUUUCAAUCAUCAACUUUCUCCUCCGAAUGUGAAAAUACUCUGUUGGCUCUGAUCUACAUAGCAAGAAAUGAUCAUUGUGAUAACAUAAAAGAAAUCAGAGCUUGCGCAGAAAGAUUUUAAGUGCUUGUUUUUCCUGCCUGCUGUUACAGAGUGUUACAGAGUGGAACUGUAGAGAAAUAACAUGAAGAUUGUUCGAUGAACCUUCUACCACACACUUAAUUGUGAAUUGCAUAGUAUUCAUAGAUGUAAAUGUCUCCCAUUGACCUGUGCCCUAAGAUUAUUGGUAUUUAAUUCUAUCUGUUGUAAUCUGGUUAUUCAACCUUGAAUCUAAUUGGGUAAAACUGUUAUUCAUCUGAUUUGUCAUUGUCUCUGUAACCCGAUGGCAAUUUGAUUCCAUCUGUCAAAAUCAUGAUUUGUCUGUGAAAAUUUUCCUUUGAUAUGUUGCAUGAAUGCAAUUGCCUCGGCUGUUUGGUGAGCUCCUGUGAGGCCCAUUGUUGUAAACUCACAUACUAUAUAUUUAAUAUAUUGAUAUAAAUUUAUUGCUAUACUUUUGAAUUAAACAGGUAUAUCCUUGACUUUAAAACAAUUUUGGAGAUUGGAGAUUGUCUAUUAGUCACUGAUUUCCAGUUAUGCACUGAUUCCUUUUAGCACAACAUAUUUAUCACUAUACAAACAAAGAAACAUAUUUCAAUUUUGACGCACCAAGUAUUUAUAAUUGGAAAGGUAGAUGCUGAUGUACACCCGCAAACAAAGCAUCACACUGCUGUGAGGUGUUGACAUAGAUGGUUGGGUUGUGUGCCCACUACUGCUACGAUGUGGCCAUGAUGCUGUGUGCUGAAGCAGACAACUAAUGUACAUGUAUUCAGCAUCUCUUUGUAGGCUUUAAUUUUGCAUGCUGAAAAUGUACUGAAGUAUUUAGCAAUCUGUAGAAACAAAUGUCACAACUAUUUGGCAUGCUGAAAAUGUACUGAAGUAUUGCUUAAUUCAUAUUUAGCAAUCUGUAGAAACAAAUGUCACAACUUGUGAUAUUAUCAGUGAAUAAAUGCAUUGCUGGUUGUUUAUGU